AUGAGAUCAGGCUGCUGCUCCCUCUGCACAUCAUCCUACGAUGACCUUCAAAGAAAACCGGUUCCCGUUAUGAACAAUGUAGAGCAGGAAAAGACUGAGUCAUUCAUCAAACACGGAAGCAAUACUGGGAACGAUAUAUUAAAACUAAGUCAUGACGCACCACAGAGCUCUAGAUUCAACUCUGAUUCCGUGGAUUCAGCAGCUACAACAGGAUCAAGAGCUUGGUCACUGAGGAGCUGA
Messenger RNA from Eruca vesicaria subsp. sativa (arugula), 240 nucleotides. The record is from the annotation of a GenBank genome assembly. NCBI's taxonomy places the organism in Eukaryota, Viridiplantae, Streptophyta, Magnoliopsida, Brassicales, Brassicaceae.